Molecule: messenger RNA, 849 nt
Organism: Cylas formicarius (sweet potato weevil)
Lineage: Eukaryota; Metazoa; Arthropoda; Insecta; Coleoptera; Brentidae
Product: radial spoke head protein 9 homolog
Exons: 3
Coding region: 18-845 (275 amino acids)
Biological process (GO): motile cilium assembly; cilium movement involved in cell motility; axoneme assembly
Cellular component (GO): radial spoke; axoneme
Source: RefSeq, a predicted model, not a curated record
AUAUUUGCGAAGAUAAAAUGAACAUAGACUCCGUGUUGGACAGUCUACAAUUAAUUGGCACAUUUGGUCAUAUUAUAUCAACAGCGGAAUCGUUAAUACUUCAUAACAGCUUGCUAAUAUUGCAGACUGAAAAUCACUUCCAAAAUGUAUUCUACUGGGGAAAAAUUUUAGGAACAGAAGAUGAUUACUAUAUAGCGUAUGGUUACUCCAAGGAUAUACUCUUGAAAAGAACCUAUUAUUAUAGCAAGGACUGCAUUAAUUGGGGAUUGUUGCCGCAACCAAAUAACAUUGGAUUGGAGUUAACUCCUUUAUGCAAGACCAAUUUCCAAGGAAAUGCCGCAUUAGUUACGGAAAUUAAGAUGGAAGAGGAGCAAAUCAUGGACGCCAGGUCAAACAAACCCCCAUUGAUAAAAAGACUGAAGGAAGAAGACAGAUUAUCAGCGACGGUUCAUCUAAUAACUAAAGAGGCAGCCGUUGUCCCACGCGGAGCGUUAUUUAAACGCUCAGAUGGCGUUAUUGUGGAAAAUCGGUCGUUCGAAGGGUUGAGUCCCUUAGAGGCCACAGACUUGGCUUCGUAUCAACAUUUUCGACCGGCAACUCAAAAAUUAAAAAACAAUUUGUUCGCUCGAAAAGAUUAUAAUUAUGCUAUAGACUUUUUGGACACCAUCGAUAUGGACGUUCCAACGAAUUGUUGGACUAUCCAGCCGACCAUAGACGAAACUGGCGUUAUUAUUAGGUCAAUGUAUUGGCCCGGAAUGAUAUUUUACCACUUUUCGAAAACACCGAAACACGGUUUUCUCUACACCGGUAACGGAAAAAAAUGUAUUGAUUUGCCGUUUAUGUAAUAUA